AUGACUUCCGGUGUCUUUCGCGUUUCUCCUGAGUCGGUGAGGUGCCCAGACGGCGAUGCCGGAUAUGUAGGUCCCUUGGGUUCUGGGCCGCGGAGGACAGAGUCAGCUGCAUACCCCGUGAGAUGGCUGGCCCCCUACCAGUGCCUCUUCGCCAACAUUGAAGGGCUCUUGUAUACGACACUCUUCUGUUCGCGACCCGCAGAAGGAGACUUAUCAAUGCGUUCCCUCGACGUCUCGGGUGGGGGAGCCCCGGAGCCUGUUAGAGGUGGCAACUCGUACGACCCUAUGCAAGCUUCCCAUCAGCGCCGGCUGAACCUAUUACAUCAACAGAACGCGCACCUUCGUGGUAUCGUCGAGGAACAGGACGACCAGAGAGUAGCUAUUACCCGCACUAUCAUAGAAGUCUUCGACAAGUAUAAGGCCCAGUCAUCACAGGUAUCCGGGGACUUGACACGCCUCGUCGGCUGUCCCCAGCCAUGA
Messenger RNA from Sodiomyces alkalinus F11, 480 nucleotides. RefSeq lists its product as hypothetical. The transcript is spliced from 5 exons. Lineage: Eukaryota; Fungi; Ascomycota; Sordariomycetes; Glomerellales; Plectosphaerellaceae. Bases 1 to 480 code for a protein of 159 amino acids. The record is from RefSeq and is a predicted model, not a curated record.